AUGGAAGCUCCAAAUCCAGCUUCAAAAGCUGACGGAACUGAUGAGGAAUCAAACUCAUCAAUAAAAGAGCAGUAUUUAUUCCUGUUAGAAUUUUUCGUUCACUACAUAACCGGGGAUCGGGUUCUGAAAUUGAAUGAAACUCUUCGAGGGCCAACAAGUAUACAAUUAAAAUUUCUCAACAUUCAAAAUGAAGCAAUUGAAAUAACCCCAACAGACCAUGAGUUAUCUUCACUUGCGCGUCCAGGAAUUCGUACACACGAUGUUGAAAAAUUUUAUUCCGGUCGGUCAAUUUUAUUCGCGAUACCUCAGAAAGUUGUGAUAAAUAAAAAUGCGGAAUUUAAAAUAAAUAUACGAGCGUUGAAAAAAAUGCCAGAUGAUAUUCAUCCUGACGUUCUGAUUGGCACUGGGGAGCUGGAUAUCACCAACGAAUUUGCCGGUUUGAGGAAAGAAAUGUUGCAAUGUUGGAAUUCCGACAUACCACCGGCUAAAAAUUACGAAGGGCCUGUUGAAAUUUAUUACAAUGAUCAGUUAGCAGCAGUGGUACUUGCUUACGUCCGUAUAUCAACAUUUGGCCAAUCAAUUGUCACCGCGUUCGACGCACCAGCAGACAGAGCUGGGUCAUUUGUAUUCAAAGGUGACGUUAAAGACCAAGAAGGGCUGGCUUACGACUGCAAAGUGAUCACCAACAGUCUCAUGAAUAUAAAAGCUGCUAAUCAACGUUCAAAUAAUAAAUUGGACCGUGAAUUUGAUCAACCGUUUUAUUGUCCCCCUUGUCAAGAUGGCGGCAAGGUCACUCAAGUCAUUGAUGUCUACGAAGAUGAUGUAAUAGGUGAAGACACAUGUGAAAACAUUUAUAAAGCUCGUGGGUAUGCCGGGGAACCACGUGGGCAGCCGCUUGUAUUAAAAGUAUCCGGAGUGAUAGACAAAGACGGCAACGUUGAUAGAAAUAAUCUACUGGACGAUAAUAGGGACCAUGAUGUAUUCGUACUGAGAAUCGGCAAAAAGGGUCUUGUUGGAGAAGGGGAAAAAUCCGACAUACAAAUUGAAAUGCGGACACCGAAAGCGUUUGUUGAAUCUUCGCCUGUAAGAUGCGAAACACGCGAAAUUCAAACUGAUGACUUAUAUAAAUUAUAUUUGCAUAAAAAUGUGACGUUUGGUAAAAAAAAAUAA
Microplitis demolitor is the source of this 1170-nucleotide messenger RNA. RefSeq lists its product as uncharacterized. Bases 1 to 1170 code for a protein of 389 amino acids. NCBI's taxonomy places the organism in Eukaryota, Metazoa, Arthropoda, Insecta, Hymenoptera, Braconidae. The transcript is spliced from 2 exons. The record is from RefSeq and is a predicted model, not a curated record.